CCCAAAAUGGCGGCGCCCAUGCUGAGACCUUUGAGGCAGCGAGGUUGGGGCUUGUUCAACAGAGGAAAGUAUUUCUUGGGCGUAGAGCCCCGGAGAGAGAUCAAUUUUAAACUAGAUGAAAGAACAGCCCACAGCAGUUUGGAUCUAUUAAAAAAGAAUACCGGUGUUGUUUACCGCAUGGUUGGGAUUGACCCCACCAAAGUUCCUCAGAACCUCGAACGCUUCCGGGAUUGGGCUGUUGUACUGGGUGAUACCACUGUGUCCAGUGGACGUCAUUACUGGGAAGUGACCGUCAAACGGUCACAGCAGUUUCGCAUUGGAGUGGCUGAUCUGGAUAUCCCCCGGGAAGGCUGCAUUGGAGUGGAUGAUCGCUCUUGGGUCUUUGCCUUUGCUCACCGGAAGUGGAGUGCCAUGUUUGCCAAUGAGACCACACCCAUCAGUAACAUUGGCCACCCAGAGAGAGUGGGUUUGCUGUUGGACUAUGACAACAAAAACCUCAGCUUGGUUAAUGUAAGCACACUUAAACUCAUCCAUAGCAUGCCUGCUGAGUUCCAGGGCCCUGUGGUACCUGCUUUUGCCCUCUGGGAUGGCGAGUUGCUAACGCAUUCAGGCCUUGAGGUACCUGAGAAGCUUAUUGGGAACUGAAAAACCUCUGAAGCCCUGUGACAUUUGUUCAAAUGGAAUUCUUCUCUUGGAAGAUCAGACUAUUCAGAGCAGGGAAAAGGGAACUUCUUCUCAAUAUCUUGCUGUAUUUCCAACUGUUGAUUUUCACUGCCCACACUGCUGAGUGUUACACAAAGAAAAGUCCUUUGGAUCACAAGUUGCAAUCUUUCCCAGUUUUGAAGUGAAAUGAGAUUUCACUUAAAUGCUCAGUGACAGGACCACAUGUCAGCUUUCUGCCUCUGCUCUCCUAUCUCCUUUGGUCCAUGAAAUUUGCUGUCUACAGAAUCAGGACACAUUUGAUUUGAUUUAACUCUCAGGGGUUUAUGUACACAGGAAAAUGUGCUUGGAUGAAGGCUGGCCCGUGAUUGUUUGAAAGAAUCUGUUUGUUUCAAGACAGGCAUUAUGAACAGCAUUAUGAGCCACAUCCUUUGAUGCCUGUAUCCCAGGCACCAGACCUUCUGUUGAGUGCCCCCUCGUUGGUUGUGAACAGCAACUGAGCAAGACACCUGCUCGUGGGUAUGCCUGAAGCAAGGACAUUUCCUAUACGAUAAUCUUCUUGUACAUAAUAAAUCUUCUUGUACAUAAUGUACAGCCACCAUUGCCCCCUGCUGGCCCAGUGGGAGGACAGCCAAGCCUUUAUUUAGGCAGAUGACAGAUCACUACUGCCAUUCUCCGUGGUGCACAUUAUCAGUUUUGUCAGAAUUGCUUUAUUAACACAGCCCUAAGGAUCCCAUCUCUGUCCACUGUUGUUCUAGCAAGAGCCUAUAUCUAAUCCCCCCUUUUACCCAGAGAUCUGUAUUUAGUGCCUCAGUACUAACAGAAUAGGUGUCAAACCCAUUUACAUCUGCUGACUCUUUUAAACCUCUGUGAGUUUUUUAUGUGAUGUUAAAAAUAAUUCCUGUGUAAUCAAGAAAUAGCCCUUCGUUAGCUCUUCCUAAGAGAGCAGAAGGCAGCUAUGUUACUUUGCCACAGUUGCUCUGCUCACGCUUCUCUAACAAGGAAUCUAGUUGACACAUUCUCUGGAGAAUAGCCUCCUCUUCUCUCUGUGUGUGUGGGUCCAGCUAAAACAAUCAAUAAAAGUGCAUUUAUUUAAA
Messenger RNA from Sphaerodactylus townsendi, 1757 nucleotides. RefSeq names its product SPRY domain containing 4 (gene SPRYD4). The record is from RefSeq and is a predicted model, not a curated record. The transcript has 2 exons. Gene Ontology annotation, molecular function: protein binding. NCBI's taxonomy places the organism in Eukaryota, Metazoa, Chordata, Lepidosauria, Squamata, Sphaerodactylidae. Bases 7 to 645 code for a protein of 212 amino acids.